AUCUCCCGGGAAGAACGUGACUCUAAAAUAACAUUUAUUCAUACAAGAAUCUUCGCCGGAUUAUGCAAAUUGUUGUUAUCACUGAUAACUUAUCAGUUUAUAAUUAGUGAGCAUUAUCUGGUCUUGCAUUUAGUGACGGGAAGUGGGAGGUGGGGGUGGUCAACAUUAGUUACUUUAACAGUGCUCAAUUAAAAUCUCAGUCCAGCACUCCAGAGUCCAGAGCAAGAAUUUAUAAAUGGAGAUGUCAUCUUUCCGGCUUAUCUCAUCAUUUGGACGAGUUCCAUCACUUGGAUCCACCAUUUCCAAGAAAUUUAUCAGCACAGGACCAGCAAUUCGACCCUUUCUUCUGGGACCAUUGUCUCGAAAUGCGUCUCGUCUGACGACAAAAUCCAAACUUUUUUUACCAUUCAUGAAACAGCAAGGUUUGCGUCAUACGAUGACCGCUGCACCGCCGCCGAACGUGUCGAUGCCGUUGAGCAGGAAUAUGGAACGACUUAUAGGCGGAUGGUUGGCCGGGUGUGCGGGGAUGUGUUUCGGCGCAGUUGUACUUGGUGGUGUUACUAGACUAACAGAGUCAGGGUUGUCGAUGGUUCAUUGGAAAUUAUUUGGCGAAAGGCCUCCCACAAGUAUGGACGAAUGGCAGUUGGAAUUUGAAAGAUAUAAACAGUUUCCAGAGUUCAAAAUCAAAAACAAGGACAUUACACUCGACGAGUUUCGAUGGAUUUGGUACAUGGAGUAUGGUCAUAGAACGUGGGGGCGUGCGAUUGGAGCCGUUUUUUAUAUUCCUGCUGCCAUUUUCUGGAUGAAAGGGCAUUUCUCUCCACUUAUGAAAAAGAGAACUGUAUUUCUGGGUGGGUUGUUAGCGUUUCAGGGCCUGUUGGGUUGGUACAUGGUAAAGUCUGGUCUUGAAUCUCGGUUUCAUGGUGAAAGUGAUGUCCCUCGUGUUUCGCAAUAUCGACUCGCUGCACAUUUAGGUUCAGCGUUUGUCCUCUACUCGUACUUGUUGUGGUGCUCCCUCGACUAUCUUCUUCCCGUCCAACAAUUGCAAAGGUCGAAAGAGUUGCUUCGAUUUAAACGAUUGGCCCACAUGUGCAAGGGUUUAGUUUUUAUUACGGCAAUAUCAGGAGCGUUUGUUGCUGGAUUAGAUGCAGGAUUAGUUUACAACUCAUUUCCUAAAAUGGGAGAUAAAUGGAUUCCUGACGAUGUUUUAGAAUAUAAACCAACAUGGACUAAUUUUACAGAAAAUCCUACCACCGUGCAGUUCGACCAUCGGAUUUUGGGAGUCACAACUUUUUCUACAAUUAUGGCAUGUUGGGCAAUUAGUCGUCGUCUAAAUAUUCCCAGGAGGGCGAGAUUAGCCUGCAAUGUAAUGGCCAUAGCAGCAUUGGCGCAGGUGGGUCUGGGGAUAAGCACAUUGCUCACUUAUGUUCCUACACCUCUCGCUGCCAGUCACCAAAGUGGAUCCCUAAUUCUGUUAUCAAUUGCUUUUUGGUUGACACAUGAAUUAAAGCGUAUUCCGAAAUAAACGAGUCAUUAUAUAUAUCAAAUAACACAGAA
Molecule: messenger RNA, 1557 nt
Organism: Folsomia candida
Lineage: Eukaryota; Metazoa; Arthropoda; Collembola; Entomobryomorpha; Isotomidae
Product: cytochrome c oxidase assembly protein COX15 homolog
Exons: 7
Coding region: 236-1525 (429 amino acids)
Biological process (GO): heme A biosynthetic process
Cellular component (GO): mitochondrial inner membrane
Molecular function (GO): oxidoreductase activity, acting on NAD(P)H, heme protein as acceptor
Source: RefSeq, a predicted model, not a curated record